AUGGCCGCCACAUCAUCUGUCGAGGAGACUCUCACCGCCGCGAUCGCUCAGCUCGAGGCCGAGGCUACGCUCAAGAAGUCCAUCCGCGAGGCCAUCGAGCCGGUGGAGGACAUUGUUCGCCAGGCCACUGCCGAGCUCAACCGCCUCCACUCGUCGCCCGCAACGCAGCAUGAGGCGAUCGCCACUAAGGCGCUCGAAACCAUCGCCGGUGCCCACGCUCACUGGGUCAACAUCGCCGGACUCAUCCCCAAGGGCGAGUUCUAUCGUUACCAGUUCGCUGUCGCGCCCAUGUUUCGUAGCCUCGUGACGAGCAUCGCGCUCGCCCGCUUCGUGCUCCGGGACGAGCUCGUGCCCCAGUUCACCGCCGCUACGCUUAUGGGCCUCCAGGGCGAGACCGUCGGCGAGCUCGAGGUCACCUCUGACGAUUACCUCCAGGGCGUCAUUGGCAUGGUCAACGAGCUGCCCCGUCUGUCGGUCAACUCGGUCACAGCACAGAACUUUAAGCUGCCUGGCCGGAUAGCGCUCUUCGUCAACGACAUCUUUGCUAGCUACUCUAUGCUCAACCUCCGCAACGACCAGCUGCGCCGCAAGUUUGACUCGCUCAAGUAUGACCUGAAGCGGUGCGAGGACGUCGUGUACGACCUCACGCUGCGUGGCCUUGCUACCGCUCCUUCGGCUUAG
Cutaneotrichosporon cavernicola is the source of this 681-nucleotide messenger RNA. RefSeq lists its product as uncharacterized. Gene Ontology annotation, molecular function: sequence-specific DNA binding; single-stranded DNA binding; RNA binding. Gene Ontology annotation, cellular component: cytoplasm; nucleus. Gene Ontology annotation, biological process: RNA metabolic process. The record is from RefSeq and is a predicted model, not a curated record. The transcript is spliced from 7 exons. Lineage: Eukaryota; Fungi; Basidiomycota; Tremellomycetes; Trichosporonales; Trichosporonaceae. The coding region runs from base 1 to 681 and encodes 226 amino acids.